Messenger RNA from Anthostomella pinea, 2505 nucleotides. The record is from the annotation of a GenBank genome assembly. Lineage: Eukaryota; Fungi; Ascomycota; Sordariomycetes; Xylariales; Xylariaceae.
AUGCCAGCCAAGUCGAAAAUCGUCUCCGCUCAACAUACGGGCCUUGUGACGGUACACCAAUAUUGUCCCACUCGGCCCUAUGUGGAACUUGAGAUCCCUCCCGAUGCAGGCAAAGUCCUCGCUGUUACAUUUGAGAUUGUCUCUCGGGAUCAAGGCAUGUGCAAUAUAACUACAAAGCUGGACAAGGUAUCACAGGCGACGGCUAACACACUCCUAGGAUGGGCCGACUCAGGUUCUCCUUCUUUCACCUGGUUCGAAGCCGAAUUACUUCGUCCGCCAGGCAGACCGUCCGUCGCACCGCUGCAUUUGAACAGAAACACCCCUGGGGACCCGGAAUUUCGCACCGCGAAGUUUGCGUGGAGUUCCCAGGAUAUCGAUAGCAGCUCGUUAGGCGUGCGGGCUUUUCAUCAAGAGCUACAAGGCGAGGACGUGAUUCAGCUCAUUCCUCGAGCAGAAUUCAGAGGCUGGGUCAAUAUUGUCAAAGAGGCCUCUAUCUUGGUCGAAUAUCAGUCAUCUGGACUCGACGAUGAACCUGUACCGACAGGCGUCAUCUCCCCCACCAACUGUGCUUUCUACACCCGAAAGCUACAAGACGACAAAUUCCAUGAUACUAUUCGCAUACUGAUCGUUGAGCCCGGAGCCUUUCAGGACACGAUCCACGGAAGCUUUAGAUAUGAAAGUAUUGGUGAAUCCGGUGCCGGCACGCUGGAUUAUGAGGCAUUGUCCUACUUUUGGGGGCCACGGUCAAAUCGAGAUCAUAUUUGCAUCACGAAUGGGGACUCGGGAGAAUCAUCGUCUUCAACAGUUGCCUUCAGUGUGUCGCACACGGUCACGUCGGCAAUCAAAAGUUUGCGUUGCAAGGACAAACCCCUCAGGAUCUGGGUUGAUGCUAUUUGCAUCAACCAAGCCGAUUUGGGAGAGAGGGAACACCAAGUCAACUUGAUGGGCAGUAUCUAUUCCCGGGCCAGGGCAGUGCACAUCUGGCUUGGUGAGGGAGAGUGCGGUUCCGGCCCAACGCUUAGGGUCAUACGAGAUGCUUACAACCUCGACGUUGACCAGGGCUGUCAAGGCGGUCGCCACUGUUUGUGCGAGGGGUCGCCACACUCCGGCCUAGAAUCGCUAAAGCACUAUGUGCAAGGUCAGAGUAAGAGCUCCUGGCAUCAUCUGGAUGAACUCUUCGAGUUCCACAAAGAGUUGUUUGAUGAGGAACAAACUGCCAGAGACGGCGGCAACCACUGGCAUGUUUGGACAAUAUGGGUGCUGUUGCGCAAUCCAUGGUUCAUGCGUGUCUGGGUCCUCCAGGAAGCUCUGAGAGCUCAGAGGGCACUUGUGCACUGCGGGACGUCCACCGUUGAAUGGCGUGAGCUCGCCCAAGUGGCCGAGUGGGUGUGCGAACCGCAGUACAUAAUGCACAGGCGUCACCUGCACACUGGCUUAAUGAUGCCCCCCGUCUGGAACAAGCUUGGCCGCGAGAAAGAUGUACCACUCCUUGAUCUAUUUCUCGCAACGCUCGACAUGCGAGCCACCGACCCGAGAGACCGGCUUUUUGCGCUGUUGGGUCUAAGCCAUGAGAUCAAGGGGCUCGCAGAAAUCCCGACGGCGCUUCGUCCCGACUACAGCAAGACACUGGGGAAGGCAAUGGCUGAUUUCACUCGAUGGUGCAUUGUCAAACAGCGGUCCCUCAGGGUACUCUCCAUGAUCCAUUGCCAGCCCUCGAGAGGCUGGCGCUGCACAGACCCUGUGUCGUCAACUCGUAGCUCUUCGGGGACUACGUGGGCGCUCGGCUCCGAGGGCUAUUCGACAUGGGUCGAUAUGAAUCUUCUGAGCAAGUUUUCACUACUAAACGUUGGGGGCAAUCUCGAGCCAGAUCCUUCUCUCGUCCUGGAAGACGUGGAAAGCGACCCUCCCGUUUUGAAGCUGCGCGGACGCCGGAUCGGUGCCAUCGAGGCGAUAGGAUACCCCCCAAGAAGCAUGCUCGCCUCAUUUGAGGCAGUCGCCAACGGCGAUGUUCAAUUGAAGCCGAGCGUACUGUCGGUCUUUGUACAUCUGCUCGAUCCAUGCGGUUACCAUGGAAGCUGGACCCGGCCGUUGGAACGAAACCCCCGGCAUUCUGUCAAUUUUCGGGACUCUUCCAUGGUAUACUACGACCAUCUGAGGGCCCACCAUGCCUAUUUUCCUCCACCGCCUGCCCAAGUCCUAAACGAACACGCUGGGAAUGCCCCAUCGUUUGAUCUUGCAGAUGCCUCGCACAUUCCAUCGUGCAUCCACCCUUGCUACUUUCUGGCAACAGCCGGCCAGUACGGCCUGUGUCCUUGGGCAGCACGUGUCAAUGAUAUCAUUGUGACUCUGGACGGGGGUCAGGUGCCUUACCUCCUCCGGCCCGUGGGUUUGGAGUCUACCGUAUGUUUCGAGUUUGUGGGAGAGUGCUUUGUGGAAGGCCUUACGGGCAACGAUAGUGAUAGCCCUGUAUUUGGCUCUCAGGCGGAAACAUUUAGUAUAAGUUAA